AUGCCUCCCAAACGGGCUGCGGCUACUUCCGCCGUUGAAAAAAUGGCUUCAAAGCCUGCGGCCAAGUCUGCUCCCAAGUCCGGCGCGAAGCCCGCCACAACAAAGACUGCGACCAAGGAGAAGUCCGCCACAAAGCCCCGCUCCAAGGGUGUGUCCAAGACCAAGUCUACCGAGACAAAGACUGCUGAGUCCAUUGAAAAGAAGAAGAAAACCACCGAAACCAAUUCCUCUGACACCAAGCGCGGACGCGGACGCCCCAAGAAGAUGAGCACUGAGACUGCUACGAAGACUUCCGGCAAGAAAGCCACCACCGAGAAGACGCGCAAGACUAAGACUGCUGCUGCCCCCACUGCCCCCACUGCCUCGAAGAAGCGCAAGGCCGAUGAUGCCGAAGAGAAGCCCCGUGAGGCUAAGAAGCCUCGUGUCAUCGCCAAACCGCGCGCUCCCAAGCCCAAGUCCGUCAAGGCCACGAAGCCCAAGGUUGUUAUCAAUGAGGCCCCCAAGACUCGCCUCAACGUUUACGUCUGCGGUGAAGGCAGCUCCGGUGAGCUUGGCCUUGGUACCGCGAAGAACGUCAUUGAUGUCAAGCGCCCCCGUCUGAAUGCACUUUUGGCUGCCGACAAGGUCGGUGUCGUCCAGGUCGCCGUUGGCGGUAUGCACUGUGUCGCAUUGACCCACGACAACCAGAUCUACACUUGGGGUGUCAACGACCAGGGCGCCCUGGGUCGCGAGACCAACUGGGACGGCGGAUACAAGGACGUCGACGAGAACAGCGACUCCGACUCCGAUGAUGAGGACAGCGGCCUGAGCCCUAAGGAGGCUACUCCCACUGCUAUUCCUGCCAAUGCCUUCCCCGAAGGAACUGUUUUUGUUGAAGUUGCAGCUGCCGACAGCUCUAGCUUUGCUCUGACCGAUGAUGGUCUGGUCUAUGGUUGGGGAACCUUUCGAAGCAAUGAUGGCAUUCUAGGCUUCGAUCCCGUGAACAAGGUGCAGAACACUCCCGUCCUGAUCCCCGACCUUAAGAAGAUCAAGCACCUGACCUGCGGUGCCAACCACGUCCUCGCCUUGAACGACAAGGGCAGCGUCUUUUCCUGGGGUUCCGGCCAGCAGAACCAGCUCGGCCGUCGCAUUGUCGAGCGUAACAAGCUCAACGGUCUCCAGCCUCGCGAGUUCGGUCUCCCUAAGAACAUCGUCUCCAUCGGAAGUGGAUCGUACCACUCCUUCGCCGUCCACACCUCCGGCAAGGUUUACGCAUGGGGCCUGAACAGUUUCGGAGCUACUGCUAUCCGCGAGGGCGCCGGUGACGACGAGGCCGCCAUUGUUCACCCCGUGGUCGUUAAGUCUCUUUCCGACAAGGAGAUCACCCAGGUCUGCGGUGGUUCCCACCACUCAAUUGCUCGCACUGCCAGCGGCGAAUGCCUCGUCUGGGGCCGCCUGGAUGGAUUCCAGAGUGGAUUGAAGGUCGACUCACUCAGCGACAACGCCGUGAUCAAGGAUGAGCGUGGCCGCCCUCGCAUUCUGAUCGAGCCCACUACAGUCCCCGGCAUCAAUGCCAAGGUCGUUGCCGCUGCUUCUGACCACUCCCUUGCCAUCGACACUGAUGGUCGCGCCUGGUCCUGGGGCUUCUCUGCCACCUACCAGACUGGGCAGGGAACCCAGGACGACAUCGAGGUUGCCACCAUCAUUGACAACACCGCUGUCCGUGGCAAGCAGCUGAACUGGGCCGGUGCCGGAGGCCAAUUCUCCGUGUUCACCGACCCUGCCACUAUCUAA
Messenger RNA from Penicillium malachiteum, 1773 nucleotides. RefSeq names its product Ran exchange factor Prp20/Pim1. Gene Ontology annotation, molecular function: guanyl-nucleotide exchange factor activity. The transcript has 2 exons. The coding region runs from base 1 to 1773 and encodes 590 amino acids. The record is from RefSeq and is a predicted model, not a curated record. Gene Ontology annotation, cellular component: cytoplasm. NCBI's taxonomy places the organism in Eukaryota, Fungi, Ascomycota, Eurotiomycetes, Eurotiales, Aspergillaceae.